ACUCCCCCCGUACCACUUGCAAAGAAGCCUGAAAAGAUGCAUCAAGACCAAGAUGCUCACCGCGGGCGGCUUAUCGCCUCAGUCGCUGCAACUGUCAUCUCCCUGGCCUGCGGCACAAACUAUGUCUAUUCCGCAUGGGCGCCACAGUUCGCCGAAAAGCUCAGGCUUUCCACCACGGAAAGCAACCUGAUCGGUCUCUUCGGCAACCUAGGCAUGUAUACAAUGGGUGUCCCCAUUGGCAUGUUUGUGGACGAUCGCGGAUCGAGGCCUGCCGUUCUUGCCGGAGCUUUCCUCCUAGCUAUUGGCUAUGUCCCCCUAUGCAUCUCCUUUGAGAAAGCCGCGGGCUCUGUGCCUGUGCUCUGCUUCUUCUCCUAUCUGACCGGCCUGGGUGGAUGCAUGGCUUUUGCGGGUGCUGUCAAGACAUCUGCGCUCAACUGGCCAAGCCAUCGCGGCACGGCCACGGCGUUUCCGCUUGCUGGAUUUGGACUCAGUGCCUUUUUCUUCUCUUUUGUCGGAGCAAUCCUGUUCCCUGGCAGCACGAGCUCCUUCUUGUUGCUAUUGGCAUGGGGCACGUUUGGCCUUACUUCUAUUGGCUACUUCUUCCUAAAGGUGUAUCCUCAGGUAUCUUACCAGGAAGUGCCCACCCAAUCAUCUGAACCAUCGUCAUCCGGUCGAGCAAGAUCGCGUAGUGUAACCGAACCUGGAUCAGACGCCAGUCGCGCCGAUAUUUUCAAUGACACCGAAGCUGGUGAUGCCCCGAGUACCGAGACUUCAUCUUUGAUUGUCGGUGCUGCAGGCGCCGAGAUUGUUAGGCGCAGUAGUGUUGAUCAAGAUAUGUCUUAUCGACUAGAUGUACGAGGAGUGAAGCUCCUGUUCUGCCUGGAUUUCUGGCAGCUAUUUUCCAUCAUGGCAAUCCUCGCUGGAACCGGCCUCAUGACUAUCAAUAAUAUCGGUAAUGAUGCAAACGCGCUCUGGAAGCAUUAUGACCCCUCAGUCGAUGAAACGUUUCUCGUUAGCCACCAGCAAAUACACGUAUCUAUUCUUUCUGUCUUCAAUUUUGUAGGCAGGCUACUAAGUGGCAUUGGUUCUGAUUAUCUCGUCAAAACUCUUCGAGCCAGCCGCAUCUGGUGUCUAGCCGUGGCUUGUCUUAUAUUUCUCCUGGCACAAAUCUGUGCCCUACAAAUCGAGAUGCCACACAAACUUGUGUUCGUUUCGGGCCUUUCUGGCUUGGCUUACGGCUUCCUCUUUGGUGUCUUCCCUUCCAUUGUUGCAGAGACGUUCGGCAUUGGUGGGCUGAGCCAGAAUUGGGGUUUCAUGACUCUUGCUCCUGUGGCCUCGGGAAAUGUGUUCAACCUGCUGUACGGAAGGAUCUACGAUCACCACAGCGUCGUUGAACCUGAUGGCACGCGAUCUUGCGACGACGGCAUCGCUUGCUACCGCUCUGCUUAUGCGGUGACCUCGACUGCAUGUGCCCUGGGCCUAUUCAUUACGAUAUACAUCAUUCACUACCAGAGGACCCAGUAUCUAAAGGCGAAAGACAAGCUGGAUGAAGAAGACUGAUAAAUUUUGCAUAUAUAUACAGGGUGCUUAACAUAGGAGUACAGCUGCAACUGUUUUUAUCAGCGUUAGUUAUUCUACAAUUUUUAUAUCUUUUCGAAAA
Molecule: messenger RNA, 1660 nt
Organism: Trichoderma atroviride IMI 206040
Lineage: Eukaryota; Fungi; Ascomycota; Sordariomycetes; Hypocreales; Hypocreaceae
Source: RefSeq, a predicted model, not a curated record